Necator americanus (New World hookworm) is the source of this 207-nucleotide messenger RNA. RefSeq lists its product as uncharacterized. The record is from RefSeq and is a predicted model, not a curated record. The transcript is spliced from 2 exons. The coding region runs from base 1 to 207 and encodes 68 amino acids. Lineage: Eukaryota; Metazoa; Nematoda; Chromadorea; Rhabditida; Ancylostomatidae.
AUGGGUCGUAUGCCGAAUCCGUCACCCAUACGUCUAGCUAAGGACGGCGAUUCAAGCAAAGCGGCGGAGGCAGCCACUGCAGCCAGUACAAACAUUUCGCAGUACUCCGCAGACCAAUUAGAGUUCUGCGUGAAGUGUUUUCGAAGAACACCAGCCGACAACGAACUCGAAGAUGACUGGCUGAAGUCUAGUGUUUGUGGGAUGUGA